GUCUAAUCAAAGAAGAAAGAUGCAGAGUACUUCGAAUUACCUCUGGCUGUUGUCUGACAUUCUAGGACAGGGAGCUACUGCAAAUGUUUUCCGGGGGCGACAGAAGAAAACUGGGGAUUUAUAUGCUGUCAAAGUGUUUAACAGCAUAAGUUUCCUGCGUCCUGUGGAUGUUCAGAUGCGAGAGUUUGAAGUAUUGAAGAAACUGAAUCAUAAGAACAUUGUCAAAUUGUUUGCCAUCGAAGAAGAGACAACAACAAGACACAAAGUACUAGUUAUGGAAUUUUGUCCAUGCGGGAGUUUGUACACAGUUCUAGAGGAGCCAUCUAAUGCCUUUGGUUUGCCAGAGUCUGAGUUCUUAAUUGUUUUGAGAGAUGUGGUGGCUGGGAUGAACCAUCUCCGGGAGAAUGGAAUAGUGCAUCGUGACAUCAAACCAGGCAAUAUAAUGCGUGUGAUAGGCGAAGACGGUCAGUCUGUGUACAAACUUACAGACUUUGGUGCUGCAAGAGAACUUGAAGAUGAUGAACAAUUUGUUUCUCUCUAUGGCACAGAGGAGUAUUUACAUCCUGAUAUGUAUGAACGAGCAGUUUUGAGAAAAGAGCAUCAGAAGAAGUACGGAGCAACAGUUGACUUGUGGAGCAUAGGGGUGACCUUUUACCAUGCUGCAACAGGGAAUUUGCCUUUCCGACCUUUUGAAGGACCGCGUAGGAACAAGGAAGUGAUGUAUAAAAUAAUCACUGGAAAGCCUUCUGGUGCUAUUUCUGGAGUACAGAAAGCAGAAAAUGGACCAAUUGAGUGGAGCUGGGAGAUGCCUGUUUCUUGUAGUCUUUCAAAGGGUCUGCAAGUCCUGCUCACACCUGUCCUUGCGAAUAUUCUUGAAGCAGACCAGGAAAAAUGCUGGGGAUUUGACCAGUUUUUUGCAGAGACGAGUGACAUCCUGCACCGAAUAAUAAUCCAUAUAUUUUCAUUACAGCAGAUGACCUUGCACAAAGUUUAUAUUCACAACUGUAAUACAGCUGCUAUAUUUCAUGAGUUGGUCUACAAACAGACAAAAAUACCAUCUCAGAGUCAAGAACUGAUAUAUGAAGGUCGGCGUUUAAUACUGGAGCCUGGCAAGUUGGCACAGCAGUUUCCCAGAACAACUGAGGAGAAUCCUAUCUUUGUAGUAAGCAGGGAGGCUGUGAACAUUGUUGGAUUAGUCUAUGAAGAAG
Messenger RNA from Acanthisitta chloris (rifleman), 1208 nucleotides. RefSeq names its product TANK-binding kinase 1 (gene TBK1). The annotation marks the transcript as partial. Gene Ontology annotation, molecular function: ATP binding; protein serine/threonine kinase activity. The transcript is spliced from 8 exons. NCBI's taxonomy places the organism in Eukaryota, Metazoa, Chordata, Aves, Passeriformes, Acanthisittidae. Gene Ontology annotation, biological process: peptidyl-serine phosphorylation. Gene Ontology annotation, cellular component: cytoplasm. The record is from RefSeq and is a predicted model, not a curated record.